Molecule: messenger RNA, 2591 nt
Organism: Hibiscus syriacus
Lineage: Eukaryota; Viridiplantae; Streptophyta; Magnoliopsida; Malvales; Malvaceae
Product: protein SMAX1-LIKE 3-like
Exons: 3
Coding region: 88-2502 (804 amino acids)
Source: RefSeq, a predicted model, not a curated record
UCAAGCUUUCCUUCAUCUAUUCGAUUUUGUUUUAAAGGGUCCUUUUAGUUCGUACUUUCGUAGAAAAUAGGUUUUGGGAGAGACAAGAUGAGAGCCGGGGUUUGCACGGUGCAACAAGCUCUAACGAAUGAGGCUGCUAACGUCGUAAAGCAAGCUGUUACUCUUGCUAGACGGCGUGGCCAUGCUCAAGUCACUCCUCUCCAUGUGGCUAACACCAUGCUUUCAGCUUCUACUGGUCUGCUCCGUACGGCUUGUAUUCAGUCCCAAUCCCACUCCCAUCCCCUCCAGUGUCGAGCCUUAGAGCUUUGUUUCAACGUCGCUCUCAAUCGCCUCCCGGCUUCGUCUUCAAGUCCGAUGCUGGGAGCUCAUCCCCAAUACCCUUCCAUCUCUAAUGCCUUGGUUGCCGCCUUCAAGCGUGCUCAGGCUCACCAAAGGCGUGGAUCCAUUGAAAACCAGCAGCAACCACUCUUAGCAGUUAAGAUAGCGAUGGAGCAGCUCAUAAUAUCUAUUCUAGACGAUCCUAGCGUGAGUAGAGUCAUGAGGGAAGCUGGUUUCUCUAGUACACAAGUCAAAAGCAACGUCGAACAAGCCGUUUCCUUAGAAAUCUGUUCUCAAAACUCUCCUUCAGUAAACAGUAAGUGCAAGGAAAAUAGCAACACUAAUUUAGUCCUCUCUCAAUCUCCUACUGCUUCUCAAGUCGCAAACAAUAAAGCAGGGAAACCAAUAGGAUCAGAUCCGAUAAUCAGGGACGAAGAUGUCGUGUUUGUGAUGGAAAAUUUGAUGAACGAUAAGAGAAGAAGCUUUGUGGUCGUAGGGGAGUGUGUUUCUACCAUAGAAGGUAUAGUUAGAACUGUGAUUGACAAAGCUGAUAAAGGAGACGUUCCACAGUCUUUGAGAGAUGCUAAGUUUUUAAACCUUUCUUUCUCAUCUUUUGGGCAUCUGAGUAGAGUUGAGGUUGAACAAAAGCUUGAAGAGUUAGAAAGAAAUAUUUGGAAUUGUUUAGGCACAGGGACUGUUUUGAAUCUGGGAGAUCUCAGAUGGGCUAUCGAGUAUACGGUAAGUUCAAGUGAGCAAAGUAGGGGCUAUUACUGUCCAGUGGAACAUAUGAUCAUGGAGCUUGGGAAACUAUUGGUAUCUGAUAUUGGAGAGAGUGGAAGGUUGAAGCUCAUGGGGUUUUCCACUUUUCAAACUUACAUGAGAUGCAAAUCUGGCCAUCCAUCAUUGGAAACUGUCUGGGGUUUGCAUCCUCUAACGAUUCCUGCAAACAGCUUACGCUUCAGUCUCAUCACUGAUGGCGAUCGGCAAAGUCAGGAUGAUAAGGGAGGGGAUGAGAAGCAGCAGCUAAGUUGCUGUGCUGAUUGCUCCUCCAAGUUUGAAAAUGAAUUUCGAAGCUUACAAAGCACACCAUGUAACAGUGAGUCCACUACUUCGAGUCUCCCUCCAUGGUGUAAACCAUACAAGGAUGGUGUUGGUACCAAUGAUAAGGACUCAACCCCGGUCAUAGAAAUUUGCAAAAAGUGGAAUUCGAUUUGCUAUUCGGUCCAUAAAUUACAGCCAUAUUCACUAUCAGAAAGAACCCAUACGAUCUCUUCUCUUUCACCUCCUCCUUCCUCUACUUCUUUCUUUUCGAAUGACAAGCAAAACCCUCAUCUGCAACAUCAACACCAUGAAUGGCCUGUGGUUGAACCUAGACAGUCUUGGAGAGAUUUAAUGGAGACGGAAUAUGUUCACAAGUUCAAGGAGCUAAAUGCUGAGAACUUGACCACACUUUGCUAUGCAUUGGAAAAGAAGGUGCCAUGGCAGAAGGAUAUAGUUCCGGAGAUAGUGAGCACAAUCUUAAAAUGCAGGUCAGGGAUGAUACGAAGAAAAGGGAAGUUGAGGGAUGGUGAGCCUAAAGAAGAAACCUGGUUGUUUUUCCAAGGUGUUGACAUUCAAGCUAAAGAGAAGAUAGCGAAAGAAUUGGCUAGGCUUGUUUUCGGAUCACAAAACAGCUUCGUCUCCAUUGAAUUAAGCAGUUUCUCAUCUACAAGAGCCGACUCGACCGAUGAUAGUCGAAGCAAGAGAUCAAGAGACGAACAAAGUUGCUGUUAUAUCGACAGAUUUUCCGAAGCAGUUUCGAGUAACCCACAUCAAGUGUUCUUCAUUGAAGAUAUCGAGCAAUCGGAUUACACCUCUCAAAUAGGGUUUAAAAGAGCUAUCGAGAGAGGAAGAAUAAGUAAAGCAAAUGGAGAAGAAGGUAUCCUUAGCGAUGCUAUCAUCAUUUUGAGUUGCGAAAGCUUCAGCUUAAGAUCAAGAGCUUGCUCUCCUUCUGGAAAGCUAAAAUCGGAUGGCUCUUCCGAGGAAGGAAAAGUGUUUGCAUCGGAGGAGACACCUGGUCCCUGCGUGUCCUUUGAUCUAAAUAUGUCCAUUGACGAUGAUAGUCUCAGUGAACAAUCAAUCCAUGAUAUUGGGCUUCUUGAAUCUGUUGAUAGGAGGAUCGUUUUCAAAAUCCAGGAGUUGUAGACGAUAAAAAAAGCCAUAAACCCUUCAAGUUGUUAACGUCACGAUUUCGUUUUUCUUUUCUUUUUCUUUUUUGUUCAAAUUGUGUUUAG